AUGGCCGACACAGAACCCACGACCCAAUUGUCCUCGACGCCCCGCGGCGGGAAGCGAGGCCGAGGCAAUCGAUCGCACCAACACAAUCGCAACGGAUCUUUCGACCAGGACUCCCCUGACACCGGCGGCCUAGGUAGCAGCUCGAGAGGAGGUCGAGGUACAAGAGGAGGAAGAGGGCGCGGGCGGGGGCGAGGACAUGGACGAGACGGCACAUCCACCCUCACCACAUUUUCACCUCAAUCUGCUGCGGAAGCCAGCUCAGGAAGACCACCGGGAGGCGGCUUCGGUGCUCGCCUGACCGAAGCUGCCUCGAGAACCGAAGGCGACUCCAAAGACCCUCGAUCUGGACAGAACGUCGCAGAGGCUGAAGUUGUAGCGACCGAAGAACAGGAACUCUGCUUCAUCUGUGCCAGUCCUAUUGAGCAUAUCUCUGUUGCUCCCUGCAACCACCAGACAUGCCAUAUUUGUUCGUUGAGAUUGAGGGCACUCUACAAGACACGAGCAUGUGCUCACUGCCGGACAGAAGCACCCUUCGUGAUCUUCACUGACAAUACCGAGAAACGAUACGAGGACUGGAAGGACAAUGAAUUUGUCAAGAUCGACGACAAUCUUGGGAUCAAAUAUGAAAAAGAUGUCAUCCUGGAAGAUACCGUCUUGCUCCUCCGGUACAACUGCCCAGACAAAGACUGUGAUGUCGCAUGCCUCGGCUGGCCCGACCUACAUCGCCACGUCAGAAGCAAACAUGGGAAGAUGAUGUGCGAUCUGUGCACAAGGAACAAGAAAGUCUUCACCCACGAGCAUGAGCUGUUCACAUUUGGCGACCUGCGGAAACAUGAGAAAUUCGGGGACGACAACCCAGGGGCCGUAGACCAGUCUGGCUUCAAGGGACAUCCUGAAUGCGGCUUCUGUAAGCAGCGGUUCUACGGGGACGACGAGCUCUACAGCCAUUGCCGAGAGAAGCACGAGAGGUGCCACAUCUGUGACAGGAGAAAUGGCGGCAGGAAUCCCCAGUACUACCUAAACUACCAGGAACUCGAAAAACAUUUUGCAGCCGAGCACUUUGUCUGCCUGGAUGCCGAAUGUCAGGCCAACAAGACGAAUGUCUUUGAGUCCGAAAUGGACUUGAAAGCACAUCAACUCUCAGAACACCCAAAUGGGCUGUCGAAGGAUGCACGCAGAGACGCACGUCUGGUCAAUCUGUCAGGAUUCAACCUCCGCGAAGCCUACCAGCCUCCGCGAAGAGAUCGAGAUCGCGGCAACCGUGGCAGUGGAAGAGGUAGAGACCCGAAUGCUGAGCCACUACCGCUUUCCAGUGCGCAGCCCAUCGGACGAGCAGAGCUGGCUUAUCAACGUCAACUCGCGAUUCAAAGUUCCCAAUCCGUAUCAGGCAGGACUUUCGGAGGACAACUCACUCAGGCUACUCCUGUCAGCCGUCCGCAGCCGGCAUCACCACAGCCAGCUCCAUCACUUCCCACCAUGGACAACCUCACUCUGGAGGAGAGACCAGUCUCCAUGGCGAAUCUGACCCCACAAGAGCAAGGGAGGGCACUGCGCCACCAGGCAGUAACCGAACGUGCCACAUCGCUUCUCAAGAACGACAAAACGAAACUGUCCCAAUUCCGUACUCAUGUUUCCGCCUACCGGAGUGGCACCAGCUCUGCAAACGAAUUGAUUGACGCAUUCUUCUCCCUAUUUGACUGCCCCAGCUCAGAAUUGGGGAAGCUGAUCCGUGAACUGGCAGACUUGUACGAGGACGAAACGAAGCGGCAAUCUUUGCUUGAGGCGUGGAACAAUUGGCGGAGUAUCAACGAGGAUUACCCUAGUCUGCCCGGUCCCAGUGGCACGCUGCCUGGAGUGUCAAGCGCCGCUGGUAGCGGUCGACGAGUAUUGACACUCAAGAAAAGCACAGCACAAUCAUCUCGCUCAGCAGUGGCAAGACAAGACUCUUGGGGAAACUCGGUCGCCAAUGGCCGAAGCCAAGACCCUUUCCCAGCGCUGUCGGCUGCGAACGGUGGCUCUUCUCGUGCUUCUGCCGUGUCAAUCCCGCCAGCGUGGGGGAACACUUCGGCUCCGUCGAUCUCGAACACCAGCAUGAGCGCAACGCCAUACCGCCCGCCACCCACGACGGCAUCCACGCUCCGCCAGAAGACCAAUGCCCGUCAGACUGCCCCGCCUCGCGCGACGGAAGAUGCAUUCCCUUCCCUUCCAGCCGCGCCCAAGCCGAAUACGAUGAUGGUCGGCUUCAACACGCGGGGCUCGGUGAAGUGGCUUGCCUCGCCCUCUGGAUCGGGGACAGCGACACCCCUCAAUCCCUGGGGCGGCGGCGGUGGUACGACUCCCACGCCCGCGCAGGCGCAAGCUGCCGUAGCCGCAGCGGCAGGCAGUACAGGAUUGUCCGGCAGCGGCGGUGACCACGACGGCGAGACCGCAGGGAAGAAAAGGGGCAAGAAGGGGAAGAAGGGAGAGACCCUGUUCCACUUCGGAUAA
Molecule: messenger RNA, 2487 nt
Organism: Cladophialophora carrionii CBS 160.54
Lineage: Eukaryota; Fungi; Ascomycota; Eurotiomycetes; Chaetothyriales; Herpotrichiellaceae
Exons: 2
Coding region: 1-2487 (828 amino acids)
Biological process (GO): protein ubiquitination; rescue of stalled cytosolic ribosome
Molecular function (GO): ribosome binding; ubiquitin protein ligase activity
Source: RefSeq, a predicted model, not a curated record